Molecule: messenger RNA, 897 nt
Organism: Menidia menidia (Atlantic silverside)
Lineage: Eukaryota; Metazoa; Chordata; Actinopteri; Atheriniformes; Atherinopsidae
Source: the annotation of a GenBank genome assembly
AUGGCAGCCUCUGCACCCCCUUCUGAGCUCAGGAUUCUGAUACUUGGUAAAAACAACCAACAGAUUUCAAACUUAAGUUAUUUCUUAGGAAGAGGAAAAAGGACUCCGCUUCAGAAAACACUGUCCAGCAAGGUCUGGCGUCAGGCUUCUGUUUGUGGAGAGUCGGGUGGAAACGCUCCCACUGUGGUGAAAGCAGAGGAGCUCUUUGGUCUUCCUGAGGGGGAGAUCAGACGUGAGCUGGAGCACUGUGUCGGCCUCUGCCCCCCCGGCCCGAGCGUCCUGCUGCUGCUGCUGCCCUCAGACUUCACUCAGGAGGACCGACAGAAACUGGAGUUCGUCCUGGGCCUGUUCAGAGAGGACGCCCUGGAGCAGGCGCUGGUCAUCACGCCACAAGGUGACCUGCGCUGGAACUCCUCGGUGGAAAAACUGGCCCGGGCUUGCCGAGGAGGGCGGCUCCGAGUCAACUUGGAGAAAAACCAGUGCUCAGAAGAUGGCCUUCAAGAAUUGUGGAAACAAAUGGAGAUCCUGCUGAACCAUAAUCGGGGUCGACAUCUGACCCUGAAGGAAGGAGGGGACCCUCAGCCCCUGAACCUGGUCCUCUGCGGGAGGCAUGCGGCCCUGAAGAGCUCUGCAGCCUCUGCUAUCCUGAGAGGGCAGCGAGGGGCGGCCGGGCGUCAGGUGCACCUGCUGGAGCUGCCAGCUCUGUAUGGAAAACCCCAACGCGCCACAAGGAGUGAGUCGGUCAGCCUUUUCUCUCAGUGUGGGCCGGAAGGGGUCCACGCCUUCCUGCUGGUCCUGCCUUUAGAUCGCCCCUGUAAGGAGGACAGAAAAGAGCUGGAGGCUGUCCGGGAAACGUUCGGGUCCUCGGUGGAUGGUUUCACCAUGGUUCUUUUCCCG